AUGGAAGCCAAUAAAAUUAACUUCACCAUCGAUCUUAUUCAUCGCGAUUCACCACUUUCUCCUCUUUAUAACUCUUCUGCCACUCCAUACGAGCUCAUGAGAAGGGCUGCACUACGUUCCUAUAGCCGAGCCAACUUCUUUCACUCAUCUAUGCAUAUCGAUGAUAAGCAAUACGUGUCUUCGCUCACUGAAUAUAAGGGUGAAUAUUUCAUGGAGAUUUACAUUGGAUCCCCACCCGUUGCAUUCCUUAUGAUUGCAGACACCGGAAGUAGUCUCAUAUGGGUAAAAUGUUCUCAAGAUUACAAGGCACAACACUUCAAUCCACCAAGUUCAUCCACCUAUGACACUAUUCCUUACAACUCAGAAUUUUGUAAGGCUUUGCGCAAUAUAAAUAUUGGGGAUGCAAACGCUUGCGAAUAUGAUCGUCAAUCUUACAAGGAUGGUUCAUAUACAUCGGGAAUUCUAAGUAAGGAUACUUUCCACUUAAAUUUCACUAGUAGUGGAUCACAUCCUUUUCCUGAAGUAGUAUUUGGAUGUAGUAAAGAACAUCACAUAUAUCAAGAGAGUAGUCAAGUUCAAGGUAUUGUUGGCCUUGGGGCAGGAGUAUUGUCAUUAGUUUCUCAAUUGAAAUCCCAAAUAGAAUUCAAAUUCUCAUAUUGCUUACUUCCCAUCGGAUCAAGGAAAACUAAUAAGUUGAGAUUCGGAGCGGGAGAAACGAUUUCUGGGGUAAAGGUUGUGUCAACUCCACUUGUACUUAGAGAUCCUUCUAGUCGCUACUAUCUCAGUCUCCAAAGUAUUAGCAUUGGAGGAAAGACAACAAUCACAAGUCAACGUCAAGGUAAUAUCAUGAUAGAUUCUGGAACUGCUCUUACAAUGUUGCACUCGAGUCUAUACAAUAAUCUCGAAGAUAUUGUUAAAAAAACGAUUGGUGGUACCCCAAUAGAAGAUCCACCGAAAGAAUUUAAAUUGUGUUAUGAAGCCAAAUCUAUUAAAGUUGAUGACCUCCCAGAAAUGGUGUUCCAUUUUGAUGGUGCAGACGUUCAUUUACAGUCUGCUCACACAUUUAUGAAAUAUUAUACUCAUGUGAUUUGUAUGACAAUAGUUCCAAAUGAUAGGCUUUCGAUAUUCGGGAGUAUGGCACAAGUGAACUUUCAAGUGGAAUUCGACCUCCAAAAUAAAAAAGUUUUUUUCGCUGAAGUAGAUUGCACGGCAAUGUAA
This is a messenger RNA of Tripterygium wilfordii, 1218 nucleotides long. Its product is annotated as aspartic proteinase CDR1-like. The record is from RefSeq and is a predicted model, not a curated record. Gene Ontology annotation, cellular component: extracellular region. Bases 1 to 1218 code for a protein of 405 amino acids. The transcript has a single exon. Gene Ontology annotation, molecular function: aspartic-type endopeptidase activity. Gene Ontology annotation, biological process: proteolysis. Lineage: Eukaryota; Viridiplantae; Streptophyta; Magnoliopsida; Celastrales; Celastraceae.